This is a messenger RNA of Pararge aegeria (speckled wood butterfly), 1330 nucleotides long. It is a transcript of the gene Rtc1, whose product is annotated as probable RNA 3'-terminal phosphate cyclase-like protein. Bases 55 to 1209 code for a protein of 384 amino acids. Lineage: Eukaryota; Metazoa; Arthropoda; Insecta; Lepidoptera; Nymphalidae. Gene Ontology annotation, biological process: endonucleolytic cleavage of tricistronic rRNA transcript (SSU-rRNA, 5.8S rRNA, LSU-rRNA); ribosome biogenesis. Gene Ontology annotation, molecular function: RNA endonuclease activity. Gene Ontology annotation, cellular component: nucleolus. The record is from RefSeq and is a predicted model, not a curated record. The transcript has 6 exons.
CGUUGUAUUGUUUACCUUUCCCAAUUUCUUAAAUUUUCGAAAUUGUGAUUAAAAAUGCCGGCCACAAUACACAACGAUGUUUUAAUAUAUAAAGGCAGUAAUUUAUUUCGUCAAAGGCUAUUGCUUUCUACGUUAAGCGGCCGUGCAAUAAAAAUAGAAGAAAUCCGAAGUUCCCAUGAUGAUCCUGGUUUGAAAGAGUAUGAAGUGAAUUUAAUACGGUUAUUAGAUAAAAUUACGAAUGGUUCAAGAGUGGAGCUAAGUGAAACUGGUACCUCGAUGUAUUAUCAGCCGGGAAUAUUGAUUGGCGGGCAAGUUUCACACAGUUGUUGCACUCAGAGAGGAAUAGGUUACUAUUUAGAAGUAUUGCUAGCACUAGGACCUUUCUGCAAAGAACCUCUCAACGCAGUACUGCAAGGUGUCACACAUCAUGACCUGGAUGUAUCCGUGGAUAAGGUGAAGACAGCUGCAUUGCCCAUCCUGCUGAAGUUCAUACUUGUUGAUGACGGGCUAGACCUAAAAGUUGUUAGAAGAGGCGCCCCUCCUCAGGGCGGCGGUGAGAUAGUAUUCAAAUGUCCUGUGCGGCGACACCUGCGUCCACUGCAGUGGGCAACAUGGGGAUUGGUGAAGAGAAUCCGCGGCGUUGUGUAUGCUCUUCGUGUGUCCCCUACUAUGGCGAAUAGGGUCGUGGAAGCGGCUAAAGGAGUUAUGCUGAAAUUCUUGCCGGAUGUGUACAUUAACACGGACCAGUGUCGAGGGCCCAACGCUGGCAAGAGCCCGGGUUUCGGCAUUAGUUUAAUUGCUGAGACCAACGAGAAGACAUUCUAUUGCGCGGAAGCGAAAUCAGCGGAAGCUGGCACGGGUGAGAUAUCGUUACCAGAAGAUUUAGGCCGCGAAUGUGCCAUGAAGUUGUUGGACGAAAUACACCGAGCCGGCACAGUGGAUUCUGCGUUCCAGUGGAUUCUCGCGCUCUGGAUGGCCUUGGGACAGAAGGACGUCAGCGAGUGUGUUGUGGGCCCCCUGUCAGACUACACGAUAAAAUUCCUUCAACAUCUCAAAGAGUUUUUUGGAGUCAUGUUCAAAUUGGAAGUCUUGAGGACAGAAGACGAUGACGACAGUUCUGACGACGAAGAAAAAGUAAUAACUGCACAGAAAAUAAAAAUGACUUGCGUCGGCAUAGGUUAUGUUAAUAUUAGUAAAAGGACGCAUUAGUUAAAUUAAAUUUAUGUGUAUUACUAUUAUUAAAGAUACAAUUACAUAUUGUUUCUUUAAAAUAUAAAUAUAACCUAAAAUAAACUAUUUAAAACUAAAUAAAAUCUAAAACGUCCUCGAA